Molecule: messenger RNA, 1510 nt
Organism: Drosophila teissieri
Lineage: Eukaryota; Metazoa; Arthropoda; Insecta; Diptera; Drosophilidae
Product: facilitated trehalose transporter Tret1
Exons: 6
Coding region: 33-1415 (460 amino acids)
Biological process (GO): transmembrane transport; carbohydrate transport
Cellular component (GO): membrane
Molecular function (GO): sugar transmembrane transporter activity
Source: RefSeq, a predicted model, not a curated record
CCUGGAGUGAGCUUGACAUUCGAACGGCUAGAAUGGCCAAGUUUUUCGAGAACUCCCUGCUGCAGCACAAAACCCGCUAUCAGCUUUUGGCCACGGUAAUUGUAAACAUUAUCACGUUCGGACAUGGAGUGGGUGUGGGUUGGCUCUCGCCGACACUGACCAAAAUCCAGACGCCCGAUUCGCCGCUGAACUUUGAAGUGAAUCUCGCCCAGAUUUCCUGGCUGGGAUCGAUGCUGGGACUGGGCAGCCUGUGCGGCAACCUAACCAUAGCACUGCUGAUUGAGAGGGCGGGCAGGAAGUUCUGCCUCUACCUCAUGGCCGGACCCUAUGCGUGUAUCUGGAUCUUGAUCUACUGCGCCUCCAAUGUGUACUACUUGUACGCAGCCAGGUUUUUGUGCGGAUUUACUGGCGGAGCAGGAUAUUUGGUGGUUCCGAUUUUCAUUAGCGAAGUGGCCGAUAGCAACAUUCGAGGGGCUCUGACUUCGAUGGUGAUGCUGUCGGUCGAUUUGGGAAUACUGGCUGGCUACAUACUGAGCACUUAUCUGGCCUACCAUGUCGUACCCUUCUUGGCCAUUAUCUUGCCCGUAGCCUACUUUAUGGCCAAUAUAAUGUUGCCCGAAACAGCCCCGUAUCUGCUAAGGAAAAGCCAGCUGGCUGCAGCAGAGAACUCGUUCAGAUACUAUAGGAACCAGCGCAGUGCAGUUUGCGAGCAAACAUCCAAGGUCAAGUUCGAGGAGCUACGCACAGCGGUUUUGUCCCAGCAGACGAGGAAUGCCAGCCCGCUCAGUUACAAGGACCUCACGACCAAGCCGGCUCUGAAGGGAUUUGCCGCCUCCAUUGUGCUCAGCUUGGGCUAUCAGUUCAGUGGCGUUUUCAGCUUCAUCAACUAUAUGUCCGACAUUUUUAGGGCUUCCGGCUCCAUUGUGGACGUUAAUACGGCCACCAUUAUCAUAGGAUUAGUCCAGAUCGUGGGCGUCUACACCUCGACCAUACUGGUGGACAUCGUGGGUAGGCGGGUUCUGAUGUUGAUCUCUACCUUGGGAGUGGGAAUCGGUUGCAUUGCCUUCGGCUGCUUUACCUACUGUGCCGACAUCUAUGAUCUCAGCGAAUUCAAUUGGCUGCCUCUGGUGCUGAUGGUUGUCAUCUGUUACGUGGCCAAUAUUGGACUGAUUGGCAUCUUUUUCCUCGUGCUGGUGGAACUCUUCCCAGUAAAGAUUCGCUCCUUGGCCACCUCGCUGUCUGUGAUUUUCUUGAGUUUGCUCGUCUUUGGUACCUUGAAGCUGUUUCCUUUGAUGCUGCACUACUGGGGCAUAUCGUUUACCAUGUGGUUCUCAGCUGCCUCUGCACUGCUGACGUUCUUUUACUUCUGGUUGUUUCUGCAGGAAACCAAGGGAAAGUCAAUGAUUGAAGAUUAACAAGUAGCUGAAUUUGCCCUAAGCGCCUUAACUUCUUUAAAACCAACUGAAGGUUGUCGAUUUUAAACUAAUAAAUAAAUAAAAUGUCAAAGGUG